Molecule: messenger RNA, 2348 nt
Organism: Miniopterus natalensis
Lineage: Eukaryota; Metazoa; Chordata; Mammalia; Chiroptera; Miniopteridae
Gene: NUCB1
Product: nucleobindin 1
Cellular component (GO): extracellular exosome; endoplasmic reticulum-Golgi intermediate compartment
Molecular function (GO): calcium ion binding
Source: RefSeq, a predicted model, not a curated record
AGCCAGGACUCAAAGGCUGAAGGCUCCGGAUUUUGGGUCCCGGAAAACGAGACGCUUUAAUUCUCGACUCUUGGAAGGAAGGGGGGCGUGCGGUGCUGGGGGCCUGGCUCCCGGGCCCAGGCAGGAGGAGGCUGGGGACCGACGUUGUGCCCCUCUCCGCCCGCACAGAUCACGCCGCCAUGCCUCGCCCCGGGCCCCGCGCAGCCCUGCUCCUCCUGCCGCCGCUGCUGCUGCUCCGAGCCGUCCUGACCGUGCCCCUGGAGCGGGAGGCGCCCAAGGCGGAGAGCCCCGCGACCGAGAGCCCCGACACAGGCCUGUACUACCACCGGUACCUCCAGGAGGUCAUCAAUGUGCUGGAGACAGAUGGGCACUUCCGAGAGAAGCUGCAGGCUGCCAACGCUGAGGACAUCAAGAGUGGGAAGCUGAGCCGGGAGCUGGACUUCGUUAGCCACCAUGUCCGGACAAAGUUGGACGAGCUCAAGCGGCAGGAGGUGUCUCGGCUUCGAAUGCUGCUCAAGGCCAAGAUGGACGCAGAGCAGGAGCCCAAUGCACAGUUGGAUCACUUGAGUCUCCUGAAGCAGUUUGAACACCUGGAUCCUCAGAAUCAGCACACGUUCGAGGCCCGGGACCUGGAGCUGCUGAUCCAGACGGCCACGCGGGACCUUGCCCAGUACGACGCGGCCCAUCACGAGGAGUUCAAACGCUAUGAGAUGCUCAAGGAACACGAGAGACGCCGUUACCUGGAGUCACUAGGAGAGGAGCAGCGAAAGGAGGCAGAGAGGAAGCUGGAAGAGCAACAGCGACGGCACCGAGAGCACCCCAAAGUCAAUGUGCCUGGCAGCCAAGCCCAGUUGAAGGAGGUGUGGGAGGAGCUGGAUGGAUUGGACCCCAACAGGUUUAACCCCAAGACCUUCUUCAUACUGCAUGAUAUCAACAGUGAUGGGGUCCUGGAUGAGCAGGAGCUGGAGGCCCUCUUCACCAAGGAGCUGGAGAAGGUGUACGACCCAAAGAACGAGGAGGACGACAUGCGGGAGAUGGAGGAGGAGCGGCUGCGCAUGCGCGAGCACGUGAUGAAGAACGUGGACACCAACCAGGACCGCCUUGUGACCCUGGAGGAGUUCCUUGUAUCCACCCAGAGGAAGGAGUUUGGGGACACUGGGGAGGGCUGGGAGACCGUGGAGAUGCAUCCUGCCUACACAGAGGAGGAGCUGAGGCGGUUCGAGGAGGAGCUGGCCGCCCGGGAGGCCGAGCUGAACGCCAAGGCCCAGCGCCUCAGCCAGGAGACCGAGGCCCUGGGCCGCUCCCAGGGCCGCCUGGAGGCCCAGAAGAGAGAGCUGCAGCAGGCCGUUCUGCAAAUGGAACAGAGGAAACAGCAGCAGCAAGCCCACAAUGCCCCAGUCCCUGGCCCCGAGGGACAGCUCAAGUUCCAGCCCCACAACACAGAUGAUGCUCCUGUCCCAGCUCCAGCUGGUGACCAGAAGGAUGAGGCUGCUUCAGAAAAGAAGGUUCCUGACCAGUCCCCGGAGCUGCCCCAGCUGGAUUCCCAGCACCUGUGAUUCUCCAGGACCGUGGCCUCUGGGCUCCUACCAACGCAGCCGAUGGGAAGAUGGUGAAGUGUCACAAUCAACCUCCUCUGAGGACAACACAUGUGGCCUAGGGAAAGUGGGACAGGGAGACACUUCCCACAUUGCUACCCAGGCCUCCUACCUGCUACUUCAGCUUCCACAGUCUCCCAGUCUGUAGUCCCUUCUCUCUGCCCCCCUCCAGGGACCUGCCUUCUUGUGUUCAGCAGGACACUCACAGGGUCAGCUACCUUAGGGAAGCCUCCUUCCUCCUGAGGGGGUCCGCCGUGUCCCUGUCCUCCUAGACGGACUGGCCUCGCUGCCCCAGGUUGGGGCCACUCCAGCACCCUGCAUCCACAGCUACUGGAAUCCUGCCUGCUGCUCUGGGCUUCACAUCUGCUGGUUUAUGAGGCUUGGGUGGCCCCUUGAGACCUUUCUCUAUCUUUUGUGGGACCAGCAAUGCCUUGAAGACAGUGUCUACCCCAUGGCUGGGUCGGGGGCAGUAGAGUCUUCAGAAGAGCUGAUCAACUCUGAUACCAGGAGUCCUGACUCUCCCUGACCCCUGGCUUUCAUCCAUCUCAGCCUCAGCCUCCUCCCUGAUGGCUUGGCCCCUUGCCCCUUCCCCAGACAGCCACAGAAAGGUCCCAGAGCUGAUCCAGCCCCAGGAUCAGGUUCCAGCCCCUCAGCCUCAGUGGGAGGCUGAUGCCUUCCUUUCUGGCCUUAUCUACACUGUUGUGUGUCCUGCUGUAUACUACAGUUCCAUCUAAAUAUACUUCCUGGAACAAA